AAACUUGAGUCCCUAAUUUAACACCGAAAGCGUCAACUUCACCGUACACGCAGUUGUCAGUCCAUUCUACCAUUGAUUCUACCAUGUAGAUUUUCUUUGUAGGAGACCAUGAUAAGUUGACCUUUUUAUCUCUGUAACUACUUGGCAACACUUACCGUAUGAAACUUUGGGAUACACUGUGACCUAGCCUCUGAGCACGUCAACCAUCCGUCUCCACCCUCGGAUUGCAUUAGAAUCCCGAAUCUCGUCCUAAUUUAGGUCGAUGAUGCUGACAUGAAGAAAAAAUCACACGAACGAAAUUUCAACGUUGCUCACCAAUUGGGCCUAAAAACUCUAUCAUCUUAAUUUGACUACUCUGUGCGCCCUGUAUUUCCACCAUCAUCUACCUACUCAUCCACCAACAACCAAUCGCUGACUCAACAUGGCAUUCCCAAAUCCUUCGCCUCCAGACAUCACCGUCACAAACCUAACCUACACCUUCCAAGACCACGCAACAGGAAUCCAUGACAUCUCCCUCUCAGUGCCACCGCGCAGCCGCACCCUCCUCAUCGGCGCCAACGGCGCAGGCAAAACCACGCUCCUGCGCCUUCUCGCGGGGAAGCGUCUCGCCCCCCGCGGCGGCAUUUCCGUCUCAGGCCUCGAUCCCUUCAAGGAUGGGCUCGAGGGAGUCACUUAUCUCGGUCUCGAAUGGGUCCUUAACCCCAUCGUGCGCACCGACAUCGGCGUUGCGGAGCUGCUGUCCAGCGUGGGCGGAGACGCGUACCCGGAUCGGAGGGACGAGCUGGUGGGGGUUUUGGAUAUCGAUGUAAGUUGGCGGAUGCAUGCAGUUAGCGAUGGGGAGAGGAGGAGGGUGCAACUUGCCAUGGGGCUGGUCAGGCCGUGGACUGUGUUGUUGCUCGAUGAGAUUACCGUUGAUUUGGAUGUGCUGAGCCGCGCGGAGUUCUUGGGCUGGUUGAAGCGCGAGACGGAGGUGAGGGAGUGUACGAUCGUGUAUGCGACGCAUAUACUAGAUAAUUUGGCCGGGUGGCCUACGCAUUUGGUGCAUAUGCAUUUGGGCACUGUCCGGGAGUGGGGCCCUACGGGCAAGUUUCUGGAUGAGACGGCGGGAGCGGUAGGGUCGGGGAAUAGUAGGCUUGGGGAGAUUGUAUUGGGGUGGUUGAGGGAGGAUUUGAAGGACCGGGGGCCUAGGAAUCAGAAGAAGAUGGGGACUGAGGGGUUGACGUACUCGACUGGUGGACUUGGGGGGUAUGGGCUGGAGUCGUCUGAGCCGAGGCCGUAAGAGGGUUAAGAAACAUCUUGGAUUAUGGAGGGAGGACGAUGGAGCGUGCCUACGAUAGGCCGGAUGAUGCACUUAACUUGCAUGAAAAGGUAGUGCGGAGAUAAACAAGAAGAAAAGGCAGGCAAGCAGAUGCUCAACGGACUGCAUAUGAUAGUACACGGCGUUUGGGUUUGAUCACCAGAAAAAGGGCGCACCGGAGUG
Molecule: messenger RNA, 1480 nt
Organism: Pseudomassariella vexata
Lineage: Eukaryota; Fungi; Ascomycota; Sordariomycetes; Amphisphaeriales; Pseudomassariaceae
Product: P-loop containing nucleoside triphosphate hydrolase protein
Exons: 1
Coding region: 422-1279 (285 amino acids)
Molecular function (GO): ATP hydrolysis activity; ATP binding
Source: RefSeq, a predicted model, not a curated record